This is a messenger RNA of Phragmites australis (common reed), 759 nucleotides long. Its product is annotated as small ribosomal subunit protein uS19-like. The record is from RefSeq and is a predicted model, not a curated record. Gene Ontology annotation, cellular component: cytosolic small ribosomal subunit; ribosome. Gene Ontology annotation, biological process: ribosomal small subunit assembly; translation. Bases 108 to 572 code for a protein of 154 amino acids. Lineage: Eukaryota; Viridiplantae; Streptophyta; Magnoliopsida; Poales; Poaceae. The transcript is spliced from 4 exons. Gene Ontology annotation, molecular function: RNA binding; structural constituent of ribosome.
ACGGCGCUCCAAACCCUACCCACCGCCGCCGCCUGCUCCUCCAACAAGCAGCGCCUCCGCUCCAAUCGCCGGUGCCUCGUCUCGAGCUACCGCUCUCCCCUUCGACCAUGGCGGACGUUGAUGUCGAGACGGAGGUGGCGGCCGCCGGCCUGCCGAAGAAGAGGACGUUCCGCAAGUACAGCUACCGCGGCGUGGACCUCGACGCGCUCCUUGACAUGUCCACCGACGACCUCGUCCAGCUCUUCCCCGCGCGCGCCCGCCGUAGGUUCCAGAGGGGCCUGAAGAGGAAGCCGAUGGCGCUCAUCAAGAAGUUGCGCAAGGCGAAAAAGGAUGCUCCAGCCGGUGAGAAGCCAGAGCCUGUGAGGACCCACCUCCGGAACAUGAUCAUUGUGCCUGAGAUGAUUGGGAGCAUCAUCGGCGUCUACAAUGGCAAGACUUUCAACCAGGUUGAGAUUAAACCCGAAAUGAUUGGCCACUACCUUGCAGAGUUCUCCAUCUCUUACAAGCCAGUCAAGCACGGUAGGCCCGGUAUCGGUGCCACUCACUCUUCGCGGUUCAUUCCUCUCAAGUGAGGUCAGAUAUGGGGUUUUGUUCUCUUCCAGAGUUCAGUUUUCUCUGUAGUUUGAGCUGUUAAAUCAAACUCCGUAUACCUACUAUUUACCGAGCGUUCUCUUCAUGGAACCUUUAUUAACUGUGAUGUUAUUUUGACAUGUUAUUUCUAUCACCAUUUUCGCAUGAAAAAUUACUACUAUCAGUCUA